CACUGACGGGGCUGAUUGACAAAACCGAGAGGAUUGUAACGGAACAAUCGCCCCUAGUACUGAAGUUAGAACUUGGCGCCCGAACGCGGGGCAGGCAGAGGAAUGCACGGCCGGGAAUUUCGGGGUUCAGUGACUCCACAGAUUGCGCUGAGAGAGAAUCCAUUGGGUCGGGCGGGGGCUGUAAAGGAGAGCCCUCGGGGAGAAGGAGGCGACCCUCCCGCGGACCUGCCCCGUCCUGAUGGGCCUAGCUUCCAGAAUCCCGGACUAGAUGCCGCGCUCCCGAGACACGCGGCCAGGAAGGGCGGUAGCCGGCAGCCCCUGCCGUCGCUCCCCCCAUCCUCCACCAGACACCCCGCCCUGGACCCGAGAAAGCCCGCCGCGCUUUCGCCGCAACCACUGCUGUCAUCGCCGCUUCCGCCGCUGCUGGACUUCUUACCAGGCAUGGGUGACACGGUAGACUUUCAUGUGAGAAGCGUAACGAUUGGGUGGGAGCCUGGGGAAGUCAAGGAAUUUCGAAAUCUUAGAAAAGCGGUCGAUGAAAAGGGACCGAACUCUUCUUGGGCUCACAUCCUACUCCGUGGCCUGAACCACCGGCUUUGCACCGCACAGACGUGGAGGCGCGUAGGUCAGCUCCUGCUUGUUAGGAAAGAAUACCUGAAAUGGUGUGCCUCCUUUAGGAAUGCGUGCUAUGCCCAGGCUGAGAACUACCGAGCAGCCAAUCCCCCAAUCCCCAUCACCUUCGAAAUGAUGUAUGGGCCCACCAAUCCACAUGUUACUAACUUUCAACAGGUCCCUCUUCCUGCCCCCUGCCGGGGACGGGUGUGGGCCCUGGGGAUGUGGGCAUGGAGAUCCUUAGAGAGAGAGCCCCCAAAGACCCCAACACUAGAAGUUACUCAAGGGGCGGCAGAGGACCUCGCCUCCUUUGUCGAGAGGGUGGAGGGAAGUCUUCAGGAGAAGGUUCCUGGGUUCCAGCUGGACCAACUUGUCAGGUCCCUGGUGUGGGACAGAAUGAGCCCAGACCACAAACUAGCUUGUGCGGGAAUGAAGGAUGAGCCUCUAGAAAGCUGGAUAUUUGCCUGUCGGGAUCUCAGUACUCGGACCCGCCGGACACAGGCGCUGACUGCCUCGCUUGAUGAGGACCCCGCGCCUGCCGCGGCCAAUGAGAUGACAGGAGUAGGGGGCGAAGUUGAGAGUGAAGUAACUAGGAACCGGCUUGCCUGGAAUGAUCCGGAUGGUAAUAAGGGAGAAGUGCGUCCCCUGAUCAUGGCAGGCUUACCAGACAAUCUGCUGGGACGGGAUAGCUUAGAGAAGGCCGAGGCCAUGGUCUCCUCAGGCCAGGGCCCGUCAGUCUCCUGCAUGUUCAUCUCCAACCUUGUGAAAGCCAACCUGAAGCAGACUGUCGUGGCGCUCAGUGGAGCAUCCCUGCCCUCGUGGUGGGCCUACACAUGGGCUCUUUCUAGACUGCUGGAGCUCUGCUACUCCUCCCAGCUUUAUCUCUGA
Perognathus longimembris pacificus (Pacific pocket mouse) is the source of this 1500-nucleotide messenger RNA. RefSeq lists its product as uncharacterized. NCBI's taxonomy places the organism in Eukaryota, Metazoa, Chordata, Mammalia, Rodentia, Heteromyidae. The coding region runs from base 103 to 1500 and encodes 465 amino acids. The transcript has 5 exons. The record is from RefSeq and is a predicted model, not a curated record. Gene Ontology annotation, molecular function: aspartic-type endopeptidase activity. Gene Ontology annotation, biological process: viral process; proteolysis.